Trichoderma citrinoviride is the source of this 1329-nucleotide messenger RNA. RefSeq names its product PLP-dependent transferase. The record is from RefSeq and is a predicted model, not a curated record. The coding region runs from base 1 to 1329 and encodes 442 amino acids. NCBI's taxonomy places the organism in Eukaryota, Fungi, Ascomycota, Sordariomycetes, Hypocreales, Hypocreaceae. The transcript is spliced from 3 exons.
AUGGAUGUUGUUAGCCCUCCAAAGUUUGGGCGUGCGUUUGGGGAGAAGCACUUCAUGUUCAAACCGGGCUUCAUCCAUUUGAAUCAAGGAUCCUACGGAGGAUACCCUCGUCCAGUGCGAGAUGCUCUACGCUCUGUCCAAGACGCAGUCCAAGCCGAGCCAGAUAACUUUGUCCGAUACACCUAUCCCUCGAAACUAGACGAAACCCGUGCUCUACUUGCAGACCAUUUACACGCUGCAGACAGAGAUGAGAUUGUCCUGGUCCCGAAUGCGACAACGGCGCUCAACACGGUGCUUCGCAAUUUGAAGUAUCAGCCGGGAGACGUGAUUGCAUACGUACAAGGGACAUAUGGAGCAAUCGAGAAGACUGUGGAUUAUCUUGUCGAAACUACACCUGUCGAGAGCGUUCGUGUUCCGUUCGAUCCCAUCACGGACGAUGAUGAUACGCUUGUUGAGUCGUUUCGAUCUGUGUUGCAGGAACAUAGUGGACGUGUCCGGGUGGCUAUCUUUGACACCGUCAUGAGCAUGCCUGGGCUCCGGAUGCCAUUCGAGCGUCUGGCACAAACUUGUCGAGAGUUUGGGGUACUCAGUGCCAUUGAUGGAGCGCAUGGCAUUGGCUUGAUUGACUUGGAUCUGGAGAAGUUGGGGGCUGAUUUCCUGACUACAAAUUGCCACAAAUGGCUUUUUGUGCCCCAUACGUGCGCUGUUCUGUACGUCGCUUUGAAGAACCAGCACCUCAUGCGGUCAUCCAUUCCGACAUCUCACGGCUUCCAGCCACUACCCGAGAUCCUACAGAAGAAGCAGUACAUCAGCCCAUACGAACCUCCAGACUCCAUAAAUCCAUUCGUCUUUCAGUUCAGCUAUACUGGAACAAUCGACAAUGGGCCUCCUCUCUGCAUAUCGGCGGCAAUCAAGUUCAGAAAGGAGAUAUGUGGAGGAGAAGAAGCGAUUCGAGAGUACUGCCGCUCGCUAGCCCGAGAAGGCGAAAAUCUUGCCGUUGAAAUACUGCAGACGCGAACGUUACCUAUACCAGAGUCGAAGCGGGUUGCUUUCGCCAAUGUUCAGCUUCCUCUUGAGAUUGCUUCGCAUGGUUCUGAGGAAAGGGGAGGUUCGGUUCCUCUGGCAGAUGUUCCGCGAGUUGUCGACUUCAUGUUACGGCGUCUUGCUCGUGAUUACAACACGUUUGUCAAUAUUGCCUUCAUUUCCGGAUCUCUGUGGGCACGCUUUUCUGCUCAGAUAUAUCUGGAGCUACAAGACUUUGAGUACGGCGCUAAGGCGCUGAAAGAGCUGUGUGAGAAAGUUGCGAACAAGGAAUAUGUCCUAGAAUGA